Molecule: messenger RNA, 838 nt
Organism: Galeopterus variegatus (Sunda flying lemur)
Lineage: Eukaryota; Metazoa; Chordata; Mammalia; Dermoptera; Cynocephalidae
Gene: SSR4
Product: signal sequence receptor, delta
Exons: 6
Coding region: 325-768 (147 amino acids)
Cellular component (GO): membrane; endoplasmic reticulum; endomembrane system
Source: RefSeq, a predicted model, not a curated record
UCACGCCCCCUGAUUAGGUGGCACCCUUCCUUUCCUGUGGCCCUCUGCGGGCAUGGAGAUGCCUCAGACAGGGUCCUUUCUCUCAGGGCUGCCCAAAUGAAGGGGACAAGUGGUGCUUCUGGAUACAGAGCCUCUCCCAUUUACUUCCCUUGGGAAACGCUGGGGCAGAGACCCUUUCCCUCAUUGAAAGACUCUCUCGGUGUCUCUCCUGAGGACACCUUCAGUAAACUGGGCUGUGCAUGGCUCUGAAUUGAGGCUGGCCUGGCCCCCUGGGCUUCUGGGGUGCCCCAGGCUGUCGUGUGGCUUCCCUGUGCAGAGGCCUGCAUGGAGCCCCAGAUCACCCCUUCCUACUACACCACCUCGGAUGCUGUCAUUUCCACCGAGACUGUCUUCAUCGUGGAGAUCUCCCUGACGUGCAAGAACAGGGUCCAGAACAUGGCUCUUUAUGCUGACGUCAGUGGAAAACAAUUCCCUGUCACCCGGGGUCAGGAUGUGGGGCGUUAUCAGGUGUCCUGGAGCCUGGACCACAAGAGCGCCCAUGCGGGCACCUAUGAGGUCAGAUUCUUCGACGAGGAGUCCUACAGCCUCCUAAGGAAGGCUCAGAGAAAUAAUGAGGACAUUUCGAUCAUCCCACCCCUAUUCACGGUCAGCGUGGACCAUCGGGGCACGUGGAACGGGCCCUGGGUCUCCACUGAAGUGCUGGCCGCAGCAAUCGGCCUAGUGAUCUACUACUUGGCCUUCAGCGCAAAGAGCCACAUCCAGGCCUGAGGGUGGUGCCCCCAGCCUUCCCUCGAUUCUUUCAAUAAACACUCGCUGGCCUUCACGAGCACACUCAGGA